Molecule: messenger RNA, 2744 nt
Organism: Hypomesus transpacificus
Lineage: Eukaryota; Metazoa; Chordata; Actinopteri; Osmeriformes; Osmeridae
Gene: prkag1
Product: protein kinase, AMP-activated, gamma 1 non-catalytic subunit
Exons: 13
Coding region: 218-1216 (332 amino acids)
Source: RefSeq, a predicted model, not a curated record
UAGCGGAAGCUUAGCUAGCAGAACACAAGAACACCACACUCGGAAGUCACGAUCGUCGUUGUAUCAUUAACCACUAUUAGCUAGCUCUAGCUUGUCGGGAAAGGCGUCUUGUGCAGAUAGUCUGGUGGUCUUGGAAAGGAUACACUGUGAUCUUGUAUCUGGUCGUUACUUUCUUUUACAAGUUUGGAUUGAGGGAGUGAAGAAUAGUGAAUGGAAUAUGGAGUGUGUACUGAUUCCAGGAGCUCUUGAUGAUUUGGAAAGUAAAAAAGAGACAGUCAUUGAUGACCCAGAGCGCAAUGUGUACACCCGCUUUAUGAAGUCUCAUCGGUGUUAUGACCUGGUGCCAACCAGCUCCAAAUUGGUGGUGUUUGAUACAUCACUUCAGGUUAAGAAGGCUUUCUUUGCGCUGGUGUCAAAUGGCGUGAGAGCAGCCCCCUUGUGGGACAGUAAGAAGCAGUGUUUUGUUGGUAUGCUGACCAUCACAGACUUCAUAAACAUCCUCCAUCGCUACUACAAGUCACCUUUGGUUCAAAUAUAUGAGCUGGAAGAGCACAAAAUAGAGACUUGGAGAGAAUUGUACCUUCAAGACUCUUUCAAGCCCCUUGUCAGCAUAUCCCCCAAUGCCAGUCUGUAUGAUGCUGUGUCAUCUCUGCUGAAAAAUAAGAUCCACAGACUGCCUGUCAUCGACCCCUUAACAGGAAAUACCCUCUACAUUCUUACACAUAAGAGGAUCCUAAAGUUCCUUAAACUUUUUAUAUCGGAGAUGCCGAAACCAGCCUUUUUAGGAAAAACCCUAGAGGAGCUAGGUAUUGGGACAUUCCAAAAGAUUGCAGUGGUGCGCUCUGAUACCCCCAUCUACACAGCACUGGGCAUCUUUGUGGAGCAGCGAGUGUCAGCUCUGCCUGUAGUGGAUGACAAUGGUCGAGUAGUGGACAUCUACUCCAAAUUUGAUGUAAUUAACCUGGCAGCAGAAAAGACGUAUAACAACCUGGAUGUGACCGUGACCAAAGCCUUGCAGCACCGCUCCCAAUACUUUGAGGGUGUGCUCACUUGUAACAGACGGGAUACGCUGGAGGCCAUCAUCAAUAGACUGGUGGAGGCAGAGGUGCAUAGGCUGGUGGUGGUGGAUGAGCAGGAAGUGGUGAUGGGCAUUGUGUCCCUCUCAGACAUCCUUCAAGCUCUGGUGCUCACCAACGGAGACGAGGGAACUGCUUGAUCGAUUUACAAAGGGAAGGGGCUGAAAAAUAAUUGGAAGUAGAUCAUAGAAGAAAGGGGGCAGGAAGAGUGGGAGAAGGAGGGGCACGUCAGAGGGGUUCAGUGUGAAUGUCUUUGUGUAGGUUCCUGUCCUGUGUUAAGCACAUGACAAUCUCUUUCCCUCCCUCCCUCUUCGCAACAAUGUGGAGUCUGUUGACUUUGUCAGUGUAGCAAUAUAGAAACAUUAUGUGAGUAACAACUAAGGGAUAUACAGAACUGUUAACCAAGCCAAAACUCAAGCAACCCCAAAAAAUGAGACAGACCUUCUGAAGUGGACCCAAAGUCUCAAGCCAGCCCAGUUACUCUAGAAUUUGUAGUUGAAGUCCUACAUUAAUUAGAUUUUGUUACUUAACAAAGAACUAUGUUAAUUUGUCUGACCAAUCAAUUCUCAGUGGCUAAGUAUUCUGAUAGUAUAUUUGGAUUUAUGAAGUCAUGUAUGGGCCUCAUUCAUCCUUCAGGGAUGGUGUCUUGCUGCUCAUCUGGACAAUUCCAGGAUAGCGUGUCAUAGGUUGGAUGUUGCUUUCCAGCUUUACUGAAAUUCUGUUUGCAGCAUCAUAUAUUACUCUAUCAUAAUGAUGCGAUCAUGGAUGUAUUAUCUUGACAUCUCCCCAGUUCUCGUGUGCUGUGCAGCCUAACUGCAAUGUAGCUUGUUUGGAAAGCUCCUAAAGCUAUCUUAGCGGUAGUAAGAGGAUGUAAAUUGUAGCGUAAAUGUUUUUAACAACACACUUUAUUUUAAAUACACAACCACUAAAUAUGUGUGUUCUUAUCUUGAGUUAUCAUUGACUUAUAUUUGGCAUUCUCAUAUUCUGUUUGUUUUAUUGUAUUUUAUUUCCUUGUGAUUUUUAUAUAUUUUAAGUUGAAGUAUUGUUUGAAAUGUAAGUGUUGGAAACCACAUUGGGACAAAAUACAAAUGCAGAAAUAGAUCCUGAUUAUAAUAUUAAACACCUUAUUUAAUAAUGAAUGUUUUUAUGGCUUGUGCUUCACAAUCAUUAGCAUCACAAUCUCUCAGAAGUCAAUUGGGGUAUUUUGACCAAGGAAAUGCAAACUUUCAGUUUCAGAGUCCAGUGAAAAUGUGUGUUCCUCUGAUGUCAUGAGAUUUUUAUUCUGGAAACAUUCCCAGUUCCACUUAUGUUUGGAUGUGUUGAAUGCAUAUGAAAUGGUUUGUCAUUUACAUUUAGUUAUGUAUUGGACAAAAAGGGGGACCAUCUUGCUGCAGUGACUGUGGCCUCUUUCGUUCGAAGCACGUACGAAACACAACUUUAGCUUUACAAUUACAACCAGCACUUUCCUCAUGCACAUGCUCCAAAGGCUCACCUUUCAUGCUUCAGCAUAUGAAAGAGAGCUCAUUGCACCAUUGAGUCAGUAUACUUUCAAAUGCAAAAAAAGUUGAUACUCUGGUUAUAACAUUGAUGAGAUGUUAUCAAUGAAAGUGCAGUUUUGUUUUCUACACUUCAAUUUAAUGCAUGAGCAAAUAAAUAUUUUCUCUUUGA